AUGCCUACCACCUCGCCAUUGAGCAUCGCCGGUUGCUACACUACUAUGGAAGGUCGCCAUUGCGACGCUGCUGCCGGAGAACCGCCGAGGGUCGAUGAAGACGGUGAGCCAUCGUUUGUAAAGGUGGGCUUUACUGAGCUUUAUUGCCAUCGUUUUAUGCCGCCACUUCAUCUCCUUUUCUUUGUCGUCGAGCUAUCGCCGCCAUGCUUUAUGAGCAGCGGGUGCAGCUGUGGAUGGCGCUUCUCUCCGACUGUCGUGAGCAACGUGGGGGUGGUUGUGAUUGGGUGUGUUCCCCUUGCUCGACUUUGUUAG
This is a messenger RNA of Lactuca virosa, 312 nucleotides long. Lineage: Eukaryota; Viridiplantae; Streptophyta; Magnoliopsida; Asterales; Asteraceae. The record is from the annotation of a GenBank genome assembly.